UCGUAAAGUUUGCGGAGAAUUUCAUAACAGUGCGCGAGUGCGAGUUGUGCAUGAGAUGGUUUAUUUUCUUGGCGAAAUUUAUUUGCAAUUUUGAUUCUAGUUAACAAAAGUGGAACAGUGAAUAAUCCCAAAAGGCUAGAGAACACUAUGACCUUUGGAUCAACCUCCCAAAUCAAACAAUGUUGAGACUAGCGUUGGUAAAACCUUCGCUCACCGGGCGGCUCUUCGGCUCGCUCCGAAGCAUUUCUUCGUCCGGGAGCAACCUCAUUAGUCAGCCUGGUGUGAUCAAAUCCGAUGCCAAGCCCCGUCCCCAACAACUGAAUAACCACAGCCUACGUCAGCUGAACGAAGAAUACCGUGCGGUCCUCCGGUUGCUAUCCCGUUCCUAUGGAGUUCCGCAACAUAUACUGAGUCGCAGUUUGCACAGUUCCGUGCAAAAAUUUCAGCAAAACCGGGACGAAGGCAGUUCAUCCGGCAAUUCCGGACAAGGCGGUGACGGGAAAAAGCCCAAGAAUGACGACGACAAGGAGAAGAUGAUGUCGCUGGUGACGAAAACCCUAUUCUGGAUGGUCACCGUCUAUAUGCUGGUCGGAUUCCUGACGAUGGUCGUUCCGAACAAGAACCGUCCGGAGACGACCACCCGGUACGUCAGCUGGCACGAGUUCGUGCACCACAUGCUGGCGGUGGGCGAAGUCAAGGAGGUGGUCGUUCAUCCGGACAUGGAAAUGGUCACGAUUCUGCUGCACGAUGGGGCGGUUAUUAAAGGUCGGAGGGCCCAUUCGAACAUCUUCCACAUGGCUGUGGCCGAUGUGAACAAGUUCGAGGAAAAGCUGAGACAGGUGGAGAAACGGCUGGGCAUCAAGGACGGGGUUUCGGUGCAGUUCGAACGGAGCGGGGACGUUAGCGGGCGGAUUUUGUUCACGCUGAUUGCGACCGGGGUGAUCAUUGCGCUGCUGAGCCGGAUGCGCGGCAUCCGGGGGCCGAUCAGUAUGGAUUCGUUUACUCAAAUGGGCCGCGCCAAGUUCACCCUGGUGGACCCCGUCGAGGGAGGUCGCGGCGUAUACUUCAAGGACGUUGCCGGCCUGCAGGAAGCCAAGCAGGAGGUGAUGGAAUUCGUUGACUACCUGAAGGCUCCGGAACGCUACCAGCGGCUGGGAGCCAAGGUUCCGAAGGGUGCACUUUUGUUGGGACCCCCUGGUUGCGGUAAAACUCUGCUGGCCAAGGCGGUGGCAACGGAGGCGGCCGUUCCGUUCCUCAGCAUGAACGGAUCGGAGUUUAUAGAGAUGAUCGGCGGAUUGGGAGCGGCUCGCGUGAGGGAUCUGUUCAAGGAGGCCAGGAAGCGUUCGCCUUGUAUCAUCUAUAUCGACGAAAUCGACGCGAUUGGCCGGCAACGCGACGGAGGUGGAAGCUUCGGUGGUGUUAGUUCCGGAGAAUCGGAGCAAACGCUGAAUCAGCUGCUGGUCGAAAUGGACGGAAUGGCUUCCAAGGAGGGAGUUCUGAUGUUGGCCAGUACUAACCGGGCGGACAUUUUGGAUAAGGCCUUGCUUCGUCCGGGACGUUUCGAUCGUCACAUACUGAUAGAUUUACCGAACCUUACGGAACGGAAGGAGAUCUUCGAAAAACAUCUAUCCGGAAUCGCCUUGGAAGCCUCUCCGGAUAAAUACUCCGCUCGUUUGGCAACACUGACACCAGGAUUUUCCGGCGCGGACAUUGCCAACGUGUGCAAUGAGGCGGCUCUGCACGCGGCCCGAUCUAGUCAGAAGACGGUCAUGACCAAGAACCUGGAAUACGCCGUCGAACGGUUGGUGGGCGGAACGGAGAAGCGUUCCCAUGCACUGUCCCCAGUCGAACGAAGAGUCAUAGCGUUCCACGAGUCUGGUCACGCUCUGGUUGGGUGGCUGUUGCCCAACUCUGAUGUGUUGCUUAAGGUGACCAUCGUUCCGAGGACCAGCUUGGCCCUGGGAUUCGCACAGUACACUCCGAAGGAACAGAAGCUUUAUACUAAGGAGCAACUGUUCGAUAAGAUGUGUAUGGCUCUUGGUGGACGUGCUGCGGAGAACAUCACGUUUAACCGGAUCACAACGGGGGCGCAGAAUGAUUUGGAAAAGGUCACCAAGAUGGCGUAUGCGCAGAUCAAGGUGUUCGGCAUGAGCAGCACGAUCGGUCCGAUUUCCUUCUCGGAAGAGUCCGAAUCCGAUCCGUACGCCGGAAAGCCGUACUCGAAGCAUAUGGCCAAUCUGUUCGAUGUGGAGGCCCGCCGGAUGAUUACCGAGGCGUACGAGAAAACCGAGCAAAUCCUACGGGACAACGGCGACAAGUUGCGCACGCUGGCCGAAGCCCUGCUGGAAAAGGAAACCCUGAACUACGACCAGGUGGUGGAGCUUAUUGGGCCACCGUUGUACGACGAUGCCAAGCGGAAGAUCGAACCGGUCGAAUUUGAAGAUAGCCUGAAGAAGCUGGCGAAUGGCGGGGAGGAGCCCAAGUGAACGUGGGGUGCAAAUUGACUUGUUGAUUAUGUUGAAUAAAUUGAUGCAAAUUAUUAGGAUGA
This is a messenger RNA of Aedes albopictus (Asian tiger mosquito), 2548 nucleotides long. RefSeq names its product paraplegin (gene Spg7). Gene Ontology annotation, cellular component: membrane; m-AAA complex. Lineage: Eukaryota; Metazoa; Arthropoda; Insecta; Diptera; Culicidae. The record is from RefSeq and is a predicted model, not a curated record. Gene Ontology annotation, biological process: mitochondrial protein processing. Bases 180 to 2486 code for a protein of 768 amino acids. The transcript is spliced from 3 exons. Gene Ontology annotation, molecular function: ATP-dependent peptidase activity; ATP binding; metalloendopeptidase activity.